AUGGCGCGUGGCUUCUUAUUGGCUUUGAUCGCCGCUGUGCUCUGUUUUGAAGCUGCCGCUGCCGGUGAAUUUAACUACGGCGAUGCUCUGGAUUUGAGUUUCUUGUACAUGGAGGCGCAAAGGUCCGGUAAACUUCCGGCGGACCGCCGUGUUAAGUGGCGGGGGGACUCUGGCCUUAAGGAUGGUUUUGCACAAGGAGUGAAUUUAGUGGGAGGGUACUACGAUGCGGGAGACAACGUGAAGUUCGGGCUACCAAUGGCAUUCGUGACAACAAUUCUUUCAUGGGGAGUCAUUGAUUUCAACAAGGAAAUUACACAUCUCAACCAUAUAGACAACGCUUUGAAGGCUAUUAAAUGGGCUACUGAUUACUUGAUCAAGGCCCACCCUCAGCCCAACGUUCUUUGGGGACAGGUCGGCGAUGGCGCCUCCGAUCACUUCUGCUGGGAGCGGCCCGAGGAUAUGAGCACUCCUCGGACCGCUUUCAAGAUCGAUGAGUCCCAUCCUGGCUCCGACCUCGCCGGCGAAACCUCCGCCGCUUUGGCUGCCGCUUCCAUUGCUUUCAAGACGUACAACUCUUCUUAUUCUGAUCUCUUGUUGGUUCAUGCUAAGGAGUUGUUCACAUUUGCAGACACAUUUAGAGGUGUAUACGAUGAUUCUAUUCCAUGUGCUUCAGGGUUCUACACUUCAUCAGGAUAUUGGGAUGAACUGCUGUGGGCGGCGGCGUGGUUGUUCAGAGCUACCGGAGACGAAUAUUACUUGAAGUACACGGUAGAUAAAGCGGUGUCGUUUGGUGGAACUGGAUGGGCAAUGAAAGAGUUCUCUUGGGAUAACAAAUAUGCCGGCGUUCAAGUUCUUUUAACUAAGGUGCUGUUGGAAGGACGGGGCGGUGGUUAUGAGUCAACGUUGAGGCAAUAUCAGGCGAAAGCUGACUAUUUUGCUUGUGCCUGUCUUCAGAAGAAUGAUGGAUUCAACAUCAAUAAAACUCCUGGCGGAUUGAUGUACGCCCACCAAUGGAACAAUAUGCAAUACGUCUCCGCCGCCUCAUUCCUCAUGGCCGUCUACUCCGACUACCUCUCCGAUGCCAACGCGAAGCUCACUUGUCCCGACGGCGUCUUCCAGCCUAAAGAUCUCCUCAACUUCGCUCAAUCCCAAAUCGAUUACAUCCUCGGCAAAAACCCUAACUCCCUCAGCUAUUUAAUUGGCUACGGUUCCAAAUUCCCCCAAAAACUCCACCACAGAGCCUCUUCCAUCGCUUCAAUUUUCACUAAUCCCUCUCCAAUCGGCUGCGUUCAAGGCUUCGAUUUCUGGUACCAUCGCCCUCAAGGAAACCCUAACAUUCUUCUCGGCGCUCUCGUCGGCGGUCCCGACAAGAACGACAGAUUUGAUGACGAUCGAUCCGAUUAUGAACAGUCUGAGCCUACUCUUACCGCUUGUGCUCCUCUGAUUGGUCUCUUCUCCAAGUUGCAGAGCUCCGUCAAUGGUGAUUCCAUUCCUGGAUCACGGGGAAAUAAGCCGCCGGUGAAACCUGAAAAUGAAUCCCAUGACGGGAAUGCCCCUGUAUCUGCAGGGAGCCCAGUGGAGUUCAUCCACACAAUAACGAGUACAUGGACGGUAAACAAGGAAAGUUAUUACAGGCACCAAGUGAAGAUCAAGAACAUAUCAGGAAAGUCAAUCAACAAUUUAAGACUCCAGCUCGAAAAUCUCUCAGGUCCCAUUUGGGGACUCUCUCCAACAGAACAUAAAGGGAUUUACGAACUUCCAACGUGGCUAAGAGUGCUUCAACCUGGCUCUGAAUGUGUUUUUAUCUACAUUCAGGAAGGUCCUCAGGCCAAAGUCACUGUUUCUAGCUACCAUUAACAAACACUCUAUUUCCUUCCAAGCAGGUUUGGUUUCGUGUUGGUUUAGAAUAACUUUCUAAACACUUACAAAAGUGGUUUGAAACCCGUUUUUAGAAAGUUAAUCUAAACAAAUUCUUCAUCAACGAGAUGUGUUUCUUAAUUUCUUUUCUCUUUUCAUUUUUUUCUUGUGGAAAAAUGAGAAGAAUUUGAAUGUAGAGAGUUUCAUGUAAUAUAAAAGAGAGAGAUGUUUUUUGAUUUGUUAUACUUUGAGUUGAUUUGAGGGAGAAACAUGAUUUGGCUCUCCAUAUAAGAUGGAUCA
Molecule: messenger RNA, 2157 nt
Organism: Benincasa hispida (wax gourd)
Lineage: Eukaryota; Viridiplantae; Streptophyta; Magnoliopsida; Cucurbitales; Cucurbitaceae
Gene: GH9C1
Product: glycosyl hydrolase 9C1
Biological process (GO): carbohydrate metabolic process
Molecular function (GO): carbohydrate binding; hydrolase activity, hydrolyzing O-glycosyl compounds
Source: RefSeq, a predicted model, not a curated record